GGAUGCCAGUGGCAAUCUUUCUUAUUCAUAUAACUCCCAAAAUGGAGCAACAUCCCUGAUUCACAAAAGGUUGUGCGACAAGAAGCCCUUCUAUACAGUCUGUAUCAACACCACUAUCCCAAAUAAGAGCCUUGUGGAACUUGGUAGUACGUGAGCACAUUGAUUUACAUAGUUUGAUGCUGAGUUCAUUUGCAUAGUUCCCAAUGGAUUAAAAAGUAUGCUGCUGAUCUGUUGCCAUCACACUUACGCGCUGCAUGAACUCAAGAACUUUGAUCAGUGCACCCGUACAGCAGUCUGCAAGAAUCUGGAAAUAUGCUUUCUUCCAAAAUCAUUGCGUUUCUGGUGGCCGCAAUUGACUGGGUUCUAGGUGGGCUCAUCUCCAACGGUUUUAUAGUUGCAGUGAUGGUCACUGAAUGGGCUCAAUGCAAGAGUCUUGCAACUUGUGAACAACUACUUCUCUCUCUGGGUACGUCCAAUAUCUUUGCCACUGCCUGUGAGAUUGCAGUCAUUACUAAUUUCUUCAUAACCAACUCAAGCAACGGCUUAGUGUUUCAAACAUUCUACUUCUUUGCAACCUUUGUCUCAUACACACGGUUUUGUUUCACUGCCUGGCUCUGCGUGUUCUAUUGCAUCAAGAUAGUGAACAGCACCCACACCUUCUUCCUUUGGUGCAAGCUGAGGAUAUCGCAGCUGCUGCCCUGGCUUCUUGUGGGAUCCCAAGUCUUUUCGUUUUUUGUUUCCUUGAUUACAAUCCCACAUAUUUCUUUUCAGCUCCAAAGCAACAUAGCAACCAACACUUCAAAUGUGACUCAAGGGAAGAAAGCAACCCAACCUCCCCAUUCUCUGCAAGCCUUUUUUUUAAUUACUGCUACUGGCUGUCCCCUUCUUGUGGUUUUAUUGUGCUCCAUUGUGAUUGUAGCCUCACUCUGCACACAUGUCUGCAAGAUGACAGGUAAAGGAGCCAGUCUUCGAAGCCUCCAAACAAAAGCUCAUAUCAGGGCAGCCAGGACAGUGCUCUCCCUCCUGAUCCUUUACAUUUCUUUUUACGUGGCACAUUCCAUAAUUGUACUUGAAAAUAUUGAAAGAAUCACCUCUGUUUAUUCAGUGUGUCUAGCAGUGAUCCUAAUGUACUCCCCAGCACAGGGUGCCAUCCUGCUGUUGGCUAAUCCCAAGCUCAAGCAGGCAGCUAUACAGAUGCUUCCAAAAACAUAG
This is a messenger RNA of Zootoca vivipara (common lizard), 1212 nucleotides long. Its product is annotated as taste receptor type 2 member 40-like. Gene Ontology annotation, biological process: sensory perception of taste; detection of chemical stimulus involved in sensory perception of bitter taste; G protein-coupled receptor signaling pathway. Gene Ontology annotation, cellular component: membrane. The record is from RefSeq and is a predicted model, not a curated record. NCBI's taxonomy places the organism in Eukaryota, Metazoa, Chordata, Lepidosauria, Squamata, Lacertidae. Gene Ontology annotation, molecular function: bitter taste receptor activity; G protein-coupled receptor activity.